This is a messenger RNA of Peronospora matthiolae, 8556 nucleotides long. The record is from the annotation of a GenBank genome assembly. Lineage: Eukaryota; Oomycota; Peronosporomycetes; Peronosporales; Peronosporaceae.
AUGGACAAUCAAGCACCAGUUAAAAGAAGCUUCCAAGCCAGCACGAUCAGCUCGGACUAUAGACAAGAAGAAGAGAAACGUCUCGAUGCAGAGCAAAUACGUAGCAUCUUAAAGUCACCACAGUUGGGCGAGUUAUCGCCGUCGAAAGCUGUCCGUGAGCUGGUGCAGAAGACCAUGUUGGCCUGCUUUGUGGACGAACCAGCGUGCUCUGGACGUGAAAGGGAGCAGCUAAUUCGAGAUGUACAGAAGCUCACUCGACUAUUUGCCAAGAACCUAUUGCUUCCUCCUGACAAGGAGAGCGGUCUGCAAGACGAAGAAAAAGGAGCAGAGAAAGAGGACAACGACUGGCAGUCGCAGUAUGUUUUGCCAAGCGGGACUGUAGUGCCUCCUUCAGCUUAUUUCUCCUUUCGUGGCAACAGCAGAAUGCACCUUCCGAUCGUGGAUUGGGGAGCAUUUCGAGGAUAUUCUGUAGCUAUGUGGAUCAAUGUGGACUUCCAGCUACCGCCGAGCAAGAACGAAAGUUCUUUGGUGCAAGACGUCGCUCGAGACAGAUUGCAUGGGAAGUUUGAUCUUUUUCGGCUCACAAACGGGUCAAAUACGCUGGGAGUCGAGGCGUCGCUAGAGUGCGUGGAAGAUGCUAGUUAUGGUGAACACACGGUGCUCUUGAAUGUGAGUUGCUGUGCUCUGAACACGACGGGUGACGAGAAAAAGCCGGCGUCGUUUGCGCGCCGUCCAGAGUGGAGAACAAUUCAGCAGAAAAUCGAAUUGGUGCCUGGGGAAUGGCACCUGCUGCUGAUAUCACAUUCACUGCAUUACGUCAAAAAGAGCAAUGUGACGUGUUACGUGGACAGCAGGUAUCAAUUCCGAGAAGAACUCGCGUAUCCGUCAGGAUUGGUUACCGCGUCGAAAUGUACUGUUGGAGGGGGUCGGAACGCGAGAGCAAAAGUUGCUAGUGUGUCAAUGUACCACGAUGAGCUAUCUGCAGGAACCAUCGAGCUGAUGUACGCGUUAGGGCCUACAAUAUCUUCGUUCAAUCGAUGGUCUGCAGCGUUGCCCAGUCAGUCAAGCCGAUUGAUCUCUGGCACUCGCGAGUGUACACUAGGUUUAUCACCGUUGGCUGUGCCAGAGAAUGAAUCGUUCACGGCAUUUUGCAGAUUGCAGACGGUAUUUUCUUUUAGUGCACAGAACACUGUCGACGAGAAUUAUGCUAAUCUGGGAGUAGAAUGGGUAUGUGAGGGUACCGCUCCCACUCCAAAUGGAAAGUGGGUGACUUUUGAGAAUAGAGAAGACGCGUCUGCCGAGAUCCAACAGCGAAAUGCUCGACUGGGUAAGAGCACGCAAAAAGUAAUCUUCCCAAACUUCCACUCGGCAUGGCAUCAUUCAGUGGGCGUGUCGUCAUUGCCAGUGCUUUUGGAUUACAUUUUGACUGCAUACGAGAGAGUUGCAAGAAAAGAAGAAGCACGAAAACGUGCUGGCGCGACGGAGUAUGCAGCAGCAGCAGAAACCAGCAGGCGUUCUCUUCCAGCUAUUAUGGAAAGCGUGGUGAUCGAUCUAUUAUGGAUAUUUAAGGGCAUGUUGCUCAACAACGUGGCCAAUCAAGAGGAAGUGCUUAAGAACUAUGCCUUUCAUAUGCUCGCUCACGUAAUGGUCCAUCACGAAGAUUGUCUAGCUCUGGUCUGGACGCCUGGAAGCCUUGUCAUCUGUGUUGAAUUCGUAAAAAGUUUGUAUGGCAUGAUGCCGUUGCCAAAGCAGAGUCUCGAAGUCGACGACAACCAUCCAUUCCACGUAUCUAUCUGGGCAACAAAUCCGCUUUUUGCCUCCGGAGUGCGAGCAAUUCUGAUGGACUACCGAUUGUGGACGCAAGCGGAUUGUAAAACCCAAUCUAUUUACAAUCGUCAGUUGUAUGUGCUUGCCUGUGAGUACCCGCGAGCGUUCAACAAUAUGCAAGCCGUUUCUAAGUUAUUAGAGAUUCUUGGCAAUUUUUACUCGGUUUCACACUCUUCGCAUACGUCGGGUGAAACUGAAGCAAGCCAAAACUCGCAGCGAUUGACCGGGUCAGACGACAACGAACACCGUUGGAAGCAACAAAGUAUUCAAAGUUUGGUCGAGCUUAUCGAGGUGUGUUUGACAAACCAGAGUACACAGGUUUAUGAAGUUCUGGAGCAGGAAAUUAUGGAGACGACAUUUGCUCGGGCAAGUGCUCCCACCGGAGUUGGAGGAGGUUCCGUCGCUAGCGGUACUGGCUCGUUACCGUCCACAUCCUCUCCUUCAUCAGCAGCAUCUCCUUCAAUAGCUGUACCCGCUCGCAAAGGAGGUGUGUUCAGUAUCAAUCUUGAAAACAUUGUAUGGAGUGACCAGACCGCGGCAGGUCCAGAUUCGUCUGAAAAUGAUGAUGUUCAUGAUACAGACGCAAGAAGUUCUUUCACCGAAAAGAGCGUUCUGCGCUCUGUCCAGGUUCGAUUUUCUCUUGUUAGAGAUAUCCGUGCAGUCGUCCGAUUUUUGAUGACCAGCAAGGAUGCUACCGUGGUCACAUCUAUAUUGCUGCUUCUACGAAGACUCGCAGUAUCAUUUUUGGACAUGCGCUUCGCAUUAGUUAGCUCCAGCAUCAUCGAUUGCCUGCUGUAUCUGAUGCAUGAUCAACGGAAAAGAGCCGAUAGCAAGGGUUUGAGCAAAUGGAACGACGAAGAAAGCGCUCACGCUUUGAUUAACGUCCGCUUGGCUUGCGUUCCGCUGUUCAUUUACCUGCUGGAUUGGCUCGAGUCAAUUGAAGGCCGCACUAUUUGGUGUGGACUCGAAGAGCACUUGCGAUCGGUUCUAAACGGGCAGGGAAGCUUUUCGGUUGGGUUUUUAGAGCUUAUGAUGGAGUUUUACUUUGAUCCUGCGUGGCAUUUGGGUGUCCAGCACAGUAUAAUCAUGAACGAUCCCUCUAAGAAGGACUCGUCGUUGUUUCCGAUUGCGCCGGCGGCAGCAAGAACUGUCACGUUAGGGCAGGGAAAUAUAGUCGAAGACGGUAUUGCGGCUGUACCCACUUCCCUGGCUGCUACAGCAGAAGUAGGCAUGGGAAUAACUGGUUUGAUCGAUUGGAUUAAGAUGGCUAACCAGUCUGUGGGCAAACGUCUACAGCUAACAUGGGAAAAGCGAGUUGCUGUUGUUCGUCUGAUAGCUUUGCGAAGUCUGUACAACGUCGGUAUAAAGGGUGAAGACCAAGACGGUGGUGGAAAGAGCUCGUCGUCUCUCGCCGAUGUGUUUGACGAGGGAAUUAGUGGCAUCUUAAGUCUGCCACUAAAAGGUGUUUUGCCGUUCUUGCCUUUUUUACUGGGCAGAUGUACUCCACAUAUCCGUGAAAAGGUUCUUUUGGACAUUAAUGUGAAGCUCAAGACAGACAAAGACCUUCAACAGCAGCUGCUUUCCAUGAAGAAGAGCUGGGCGGAUGCGCUCUUGGAGUUAUCGUUGGUAUGCUCUGUUUGCGUGGAACAUGUUCAGCCGUCGAACGGAGGCAUGGAUGAUGGCGUAGACCAACAAUAUGAAUAUUGCGGUCGCGCGUAUAGCUUUGAUGCCAGUAGGACCGGCGAGGAUCUAGUGCUUGACACAGUUGUGUCAUUACUAUCCAUGGCGAUGGUCAACCAGCGUGGAUGGCAAUCGCUCACACAUUUGUUGCUAGCACUGAAAGGAUUGCAGACGAAAUACGAUACAAAGCGUGAUAUUGCAAGCUCACCAGCAUUGUCUUCUUUGCCCCCAUUGGCACACGUGGCUCCGCGAGUGACCCGUUCGGAACUUUUCUGCUCACCACUGAAUUGGAUGUGUCGUGUGGCUGGCAUUGUACUACAACGUAUGGCAAGAAGCCGAACGAUUUUGUCCCGGAUACUUGCCGAAAAUGUGCAGCGUUUACUAUUUCUUGCUAAUGAGACGCUACUGAUCGUACCGUUAGGGCCGUUUCCAGAGUCAGCGUUGGAUGGUCCGUCGAAUAAGUAUGUGAGAUCGGAUGCGCAGCUUUUUCUGCUAAAUGCGGUGUUGGACAUGUGCGCCCGAUUGAUCGACAGCACUCACAAUAUUCACCGCAUAGGGCUUUUGCCAGGCCUACAGAUCCUGCAACAUGCAUUACCGUUCGUACACAGCAAAUGCAUGAUGGAGCGAAUAGUGCAGGUGCUGACACAAAGCUUCAAGCAGGAGAUAACUGCCGGUUCUUGUCUGAGCGUGUAUGCAAUGGUGCCGACGCGUGAGGUUUUCCUACGCGCCCUUGUCGAUCUCCGUCGCGCACUGGUCUUCCAUCAGAAGGAGGAACUAUUGGAGCUACUGCGAAAACUGACCCUGCGGAUAUGUACAUCCGGAUCCUUCGAUGACGAGUUGGGCACUGCUGGGCUAUCAGUCUACGACCUUGGCAAGCUCACUGAAUCACAGGCUGUUCGAGUGGUAUUGGACGCACUGGCGUUAGCGAUCAAUGAUACCGAACUGCACGAGCAAGAGGAACAGGACAACAUGGUACCGUAUUUUCCGGUAGCGAAGGAGCUGCGAAGUCCUUUGCAGGACACUGCUGAUAAUUCGAACAAUUCGAUGGCAGUAUCAUCACGAUCGUACGAAAGGUAUUCUGGUGCAGAGUAUGCUGAUGACAGCGAGCAGGUGCUUUGGGCAGCACUGAAUGUUGAAGGGAAUCAGAUGUUGGCGAAUCUGCGGGAUGUUUCAAGCCGAGAAUAUCAGCGUGCAAAGACUGCGCGGUCAAUCCGGCGUAAACAGGAGCAGGAGUGGACCCAAAAGCUUUGGCUGAAACACGAGUUGACCUUUCGAUCGCAAAACCAAUAUCAUGCACUGCGAUGUGUGGCGCCGACGACAUUGGCUGCGAUGCAGAAGACGCUUAUGUGGCAGGCCGGUGUGUACGAGGCACCAUUUCCUUCCCGAAUGCGACGUACUAUCGACGUAAAUUUACAAUUAAGCUCGGAAAAUAUGCUAGCAUUGGUCGUUAAGCAACACCAUGGUAGCCGAAGUGAAGCAGAGGGAAGUCCAGCUGACGAUCAUUUAUCAGCUCGAGCUGCGCCUUUCGAGAUGCCUCAUGAUACAGAAGAACGUGAAACGAGUAAUCGCGAUCCAGCAUCUAGUGAAAACUUGCUGAAGCGAGUUGGUCGUGUAGUAGCGCAGCAGCGUGGCGGGGCAAUUAAGGACAUUACGUCUGAUGAUUCUCUUGCACUCUCUGGUUUAAUUGACACUUACGUUUCGAGCACAGACAGUGAUAAAGGUGGUGAUGAGGCAGAGGCGCGCCCCUUUGCAAACGAAGAAUAUUUAGAACAGUACAGGGGUUGUGCCAUACCAGUGAAGCCGAAGGACGACGAAAACAAGUCAAGUUCGUGUAUGUCUAGUCCUGCAGCUUCGAAAGGAACAGUGAUAGGGCAGGACGAAAAGGGACUGGAUCCUGGCGCUGGAAUUGCUGUUGCACCGGAUGACGCAGUGUACGCCUGCGUAACCUGCAAACGGGUGGUUUCAGAAGGAGUUGUUCUCGGUCGUCUGUCUUUCUGCGGCAAGUACAUCGCCUUUGAGCCACGACAGGAGAUUCCUGAGGAUGCUUGGAACCCAGAAGGAGGCAUUAAUGCCGGCACGGUCGACUUUGACGAUAGAACUCUUCCUGCACUUUCAAGUACGAAUGCGGACGAUGCAGCGCCAGGGCUGCAACGAUGUUGGCAGUGGAAGUACACCCAUCUUGUAGGUGUUUACCUCCGUCGCUACCGACUACGUGACUCGGCGAUCGAGAUUUUUCUACGCAAUGGUAGUACUCACUUUCUGGAUUGGCCGCUCACGUCGAAGGAACGGCGCAACGAGAUCGUACGGGUACUGUAUUCUUUCCUCCCUCGAAGUACUCCUAAGCAGUGGCCCGGGCGCAUUAUUCCACACUUAGCAGCCACCACUAAGGCUUGGCAAAACCGGCAGAUCAGCAACUUCGAUUACCUCAUGGCACUGAAUACUUUUGCAGGACGCAGUUUUAAUGAUCUGACCCAGUACCCGGUAUUUCCAUGGGUGCUUUCGAACUAUGAAGGUCCCACAUUGGAUUUGAGCGACCCAGCGAACUUCCGAGAUCUAUCCAAACCUAUGGGUGCGUUGAAUGCAAAGCGACUGGAGGAAUAUUGGGGGCGUUACUACUCUUUCGACGACCCAGUAAUUCCCAAAUUUCUUUAUGGCUCUCACUAUUCGACUUGCGCUGGAGUUGUCCUCUUUUUCCUUUUCCGACUCGAACCUUUCGCAAGCCUCCACAAAAAAAUGCAGAAUGGCACCUUUGAUCUGCCAGACCGCUUAUUUUACUCCAUCCAAGAAACGUGGCGGAUGUGCAAUUCACAAAUGUCUGAAGUGAAAGAGUUGACUCCGGAAUUCUUCUCCAGUGAUGGCACUUUUCUGUGCAAUCGAAAUGGUUACGCACUGGGAAAGCGCCAUGACCAAAAAGCUGUGGAAGACGUACAGUUACCGAAGUGGGCAAGUACGCCUGAGGAAUUUGUACAAAUUCACCGCGCGGCGCUCGAGAGCGAGCACGUCUCUUCUCAUUUGCACUCUUGGAUCGAUCUCAUUUUUGGAUACAAGCAGCGAGGGCGAGCGGCACUCCAAGCAAACAACGUCUUCUACUAUCUGACGUACUAUGGUGUUGUCGAUUUAGAUAAAGUGGAGGAUCCGAGUUUAAGAGAGUCCAUGGAAUUGCAAAUUGCACACUUUGGUCAGUGCCCUAUGCAGCUUUUUGCUGCCCCGCACCCCGCGCGGGAUAGUGCUUUUUCUCGUAAUGCAGUCGGCAAGGUGGUUUCCUCUGCACCCAACAGCGCAUCCCUUUCGGAAACGAUGAGUCCACCGCGCACUGGAGGGUUACCAGGAAAAGAGGGUGUCUUCAAUGGACCAUCGAGCAACCAUUUUCGGCCGUUGUCACAAGCUUUUCAAGAUUUCUCACCCAUUGCACAAGAGAAGCGUCAAAACUGGAGCCCCGUCGCCACAGUCAAGCCAAUCGUUCAAAGUGGGAUCAAAUUGCUGAAAAUUCUUCCUGACCGUGUCGUCAGCGUGAAUGAGCUUGGCGUAAUCGAGAUUUACUAUUGGAGACUGGUACCAAAACCAGCGGCACCGUUGCCAUCUUCGUUCCAUGAGGAAUCUGCGACUGCGUCGCCAAAGCUACCAGGGGCGCCUCCAAAAACGUUUGUUGUCGAGCCUUGCAAGGUUGCGAGCGUUGUGAGCGACAGAGAUGGCUUUGUAUCCGCAAUGGGCUCACAGCAAGACAGCGAGGCAGGUACAUUGCCCAGUGAUCUACCCGUGGAGCCAGACAGUGAUGAAGAAAGUGGAGCUGAUCUAGCAAUCGCUUGCCCGUGGCUUCUGGAGUUUGCUCGUGAUGAUUCCCCGUUUGAGUAUGUUCCAAGGAUACCUGUGUUUGAUCACGUUCAUGACGACGACGAAAACCGUAAUCUGCGUGGACGGCACCACAAAUUUCCUGUAAGUAUAUCCCGCAAUGGGCGUGUGCUUGUGUCUGGAGGUGCGCGUAGCGGAGCUCUUCACUUUCGUUUGCUCGAUCUCGACAACGGUCACGUGAUUGGCAAGGCAAGUGUGGUUGGGCACAGCGCUGCAGUCACAUGUUUGAGCUUGGAUCGCUGGAGCUAUCAUAACCAUAACCAGCUUGUUGUCCCUACUUCACAAAGCGAUGAAGAGUUGCUUGUGUCUGGAUCCCAAGAUGGAACUCUUGCGCUAUGGCGCCUCUCACGCCUUAAGCCUGACAUGCUUUUCCGUUUACCCCGGGUAUCGCCGCGCCCAAUUCAAAUCUUCCGUGGACAUGUGGCACCCAUCUUGGAUUGUUGCGUUAGCACGUACAUUGGGGUAGUCGUUUCUUGCUCGCAUUCCGUUGGCAUGGUCCACUUUCUAUACGAUGAAGGACAAGUGGCAUUUAAUUUCGAGCCUGCUGAGGACGGUGGUGAAAUCGUCCGCGUCUGUUUAUCAGAUAAAGGAUACGUGAUUGCUGUUACCAGCAUUUUUCAAAAUGCGACCGAUACGAGUGAGAUGGACAGCGACGACUUGCGACAGCGCGUCGUGGUCUCCACUAUCUGCCAGGUUUUCGGUUUGUCUGGCGUGUUGAUUCAGUCGCACCACCUUCCGUCUGAGGAGGUGUUGGAUUUGCAAGUGUCCGCUGAAGGAGACGUAAUUUUUCUUACACUUUAUCCGGGUAUCAUUCGUAUCUGCCGCAUCGAAGACUUUGUUGCACUGCAGGAAUACGUCUCCUCGUCGCCUGCAGGUUCAAUGAUCACCGCAAUGUCUUUCGGUCCUGAGGAGGCGGUGAUCCUGCUCGCUUCUGGUCAUGAAGACGGCACAUUGUCGCUUCAGAUGCUUCCAGACGCUAGCGGUUCCGUGUCGUUUUUAACGAAUGUGCGUCGACUACUCGGAGUCUCUUCCAAGCUUAAGCGUGUCAAGGGCACGGUGCAACACGCUCAAAUACUAGCCAUGUCAACGUUCGACAACGCCAAAGCCGUGACAAGCACAGCGCGCGACAUCGCUGGCGAAGCGAUUGGUGAAGCCAAAGUCAUGGUGCAAGGCCUCUUCUCGUACUUGCAGAAGAGCUAA